CAACACCACACGCGAUCCUAGCCGAAUCGAAUCGCAUCACCAACCGUCACCGGCUGAGGGAGUUAUCGCAAUGGCGGCCGACGUGGGGUCACCUUCAUCCCCCACAGCUCCACCACCACCUCAUCAUCAUCGUCCACCUCCUCCACCUCCUCCUCGACGUCCCCACGACUAUCGCGACGUGCCGGGGCUGUUCUCGCUGCCGGCGGCGUUCCGCGCCUCGUCGGCCGAGGGGGGAGCCGAGGCGGCGGCGGUGAGGGAGGCGCUGAGGGCGAGGAGCAAGAGGAGCUACCUGGGACAGCUCAACGACCCUCACAGAGUGGGGCUCAUCGAUGACCCGGCCAUGGUGCGCUGGCAGUACGCGCGGACUCACAACGUCUACCCAAACUUCCGCCCCACCGCAAAGACGUCGCUCCUGGGGCUGCUGAUGAGUGUGGUGCCUAUCGUGGGUCUGACUGUGUUCUUCUACAGGGACAGGAAGAAGACCGUCGCCGCCAUUGAGAGCGGCUCAGCCGACCGCACGUUCAAGAUGUACGGCUGAAGCCGGCCUCCCCCACUCCGUCCACACGCGUGUCCCACCCCUCCCCCCUUGUCCACACGCGUGUCCCACCCCUCCCCCCUUGUCCACACGCGUGUCCCACCACACCCUUGUCCACACGCGUGUCCCACCACUCCCCCCUUGUCCACACGCGUGUCCCACCACACCUUUGUCCACACGCGUGUCCGACCCCCGCUUGCGUGUGAUGCGAGCUUCCUGCUCCUGCCGGCUGUUGGUCGUCUUCGUCGUGUGAAUGGCAAUAAAACAACGCCACCCGUCUCUACCGUC
This is a messenger RNA of Petromyzon marinus (sea lamprey), 823 nucleotides long. RefSeq names its product NADH dehydrogenase [ubiquinone] 1 beta subcomplex subunit 4. Gene Ontology annotation, cellular component: mitochondrion; respiratory chain complex I. NCBI's taxonomy places the organism in Eukaryota, Metazoa, Chordata, Hyperoartia, Petromyzontiformes, Petromyzontidae. The record is from RefSeq and is a predicted model, not a curated record.